Molecule: messenger RNA, 991 nt
Organism: Erythranthe guttata (spotted monkey flower)
Lineage: Eukaryota; Viridiplantae; Streptophyta; Magnoliopsida; Lamiales; Phrymaceae
Source: RefSeq, a predicted model, not a curated record
UUUUGAGUCUUCGUCUUCUCACAAAAAAUGGGUCGUCGUCGUUCAUCUCAAUGUCAGCUGAUUCUCUUUGUAGUUCUAGCUCUCUUUUCCAUCGGCGGCUUCUCCGCCGCCGACUACACGAACCUGGUUUUCAAAGGCUGCGCCGACCAAAACUUCCACGAUUUUAAUGGGCUGUACAAGCAGACACUCAAGACUCUCUUUGACGACCUGACCUCCAAAUCCUCCGCCGUGAAGUUCUACAAGACCACCUCCGGCGACGGCGCCGCCAUCAACGGUCUCUUCCAGUGCAGAGGGGACCUCUCGAACGAAGACUGCUACAGAUGCAUGAAGAGGGCUCCGGAAAUGGCGUCAAAGCUCUGCGGGGAAGCGCUCGCCGCGAGAGUCCAGCUCACCGGGUGCUACCUGAGGUACGAGAUUUCCGGGUUCAGGCAGGUGAGCGGGACCGAGUUGCUGUACAAGGUUUGCGGGUCGACUCGGGCGAGUGGGGACGGGUUCGGGGAUAAACUGGACACGGCGUUGGCGGAGAUAGCGAAAGGGGUGGCGGCGAGCGGGAACGGCAGUGGGUUUUACGCCGGCGAGUUUCAGUCGGUGUACGUUCUGGGUCAGUGCGAAGGCGAUUUAGGCGGCGGCGACUGCGUGAACUGUGUGAAGCGUGCGGCGGACACGGCCAAGUCCGAAUGCGGCGGCGGCGGCGGCGCAGUUUCGGCGCAGAUGUAUUUCCAGAGAUGCUACAUCAGCUACACCUAUUACCCCGGCGGUGGGGUUCCCGGCAACGAUCAGAAAUCACUCUCAUCAUCAUCAGGAACAGGGAAGAACAGUACGGAGAAGACAGUAGCAAUAGCAAUGGGAGGGCUUGUGAGCGUGGGAUUGGUAAUGGCGUGUUUGUUAUUCACUAAAUCAGCUUUCAAGAAAAGAACUCCUUCUUACAAGUAUGGCGGAUAAUUAAUUAAACAGAUAACAUUUGCAGAGGAUUUUGGUGCUGUUUCAGAUU